Molecule: messenger RNA, 336 nt
Organism: Trichobilharzia regenti
Lineage: Eukaryota; Metazoa; Platyhelminthes; Trematoda; Strigeidida; Schistosomatidae
Source: the annotation of a GenBank genome assembly
AUGAAAUUAAAGGUAAGCAGCAAAAUUGCAAACGUUUUAAAACAACGUGGUAGAUCAUCCUCUUAUUUUGCCAAUAAUGUCCUAAAUUUGACGUUUACAAUUAUUUCCGAAGCUCUGAGAACAACUGUACUAUCAGAGUAUUUACAAUCUAAUCCUAGAUUUCUGUUUAUAAGUCGAUGUCCAAAAAAACUUCAUUCACAACUUUUGUCACCUGAUUCCUCUUACCAUCUAAUGACGACAUAUGAUAACCAUAGUGUGAAAAAAAUCAUGUUAACUCUGAAUUCUGUGAAUAAUUUCAAAGCAUAUACAAAUAUUUAUACACUGACAGGUCAAUGA